UAUGCGGCACCUUCCCCUGAUUCCCCUCCCCAUCUCUCUCUCUAUCUCUCUCUCUCUCGAUCCAUAGUUUUCUCCGAGCUCUUUAAUGGAUAUAUUCGAAUCUCACGCCAAAUCCCACCACUAGAAUCAAAAGCCUCCUCUCCCACCCCAUAGGAGGAGAGAGAGUGAGAGAGAGAGAGAGAGAGAAACGCGUCAAAACAAAACAGGGGGCGAAACCCAAAAGCGCUGCGCACAGAAGCAGCUUCAAAAGCCGUAAGAGGAGGAGGAGGAGGAGGAGGAGGAGGAGGAGAGAGGGGAUUGAUGAGAUGGGUAUGCCGAGCGACGACGUGGUGCUGAUCAGGGAGCCGGAGAGGGACGGGGAGCCCAGCGUGAUCACCGUUAGUUGCCCCGAUAAGACGGGGCUCGGAUGCGAUCUCUGCCGUGUGAUCCUCCUCUUCGGAUUGAGCAUCGUCCGUGGAGAUAUGAGCACGGAUGGGAAGUGGUGUUUCAUAGUGUUCUGGGUUGUGGGGAGAGGAGGGAAGGAGACGAGGUGGGGUUUGCUUAAGAAGAGGCUCAUGGGGGUUUGCCCCGUGGUGAGCUCACCCCUGGUGAUAGAAACCUACUUCUCAAGGCAACCGGAGAUGGUGUCCAUGGUGCAACAACCACAGGUGUUUCUCCUCAAGUUCUCAUGCUAUGAUCGAUUGGAUCUCUUGCAUGAUGUGACCCAAGUAUUAUGUGAGCUUGAGCUGACAAUCAGGAGGGUGAAGGUGUCCACCACACCGGAUGGGCGAGUUCUCGACCUCUUCUUCAUUACAGACACGAGGGAGCAACUUCAUAUGAAGAGCCAAAGGGAGGAGGCAUGUAAUCAACUGAGAACUGUUUUAGGGGGCUCGAUGAUGAGUUGCGAGAUCGAAGAAGCCGGAGCAGACAUGUCUGCUUGCGUUCAAGCUUCUUCUACCUUACCGCCGUCGAUCACUGAUCGGAUGUUCUCACUUGAGCUUCCUGAAGAACAAUCCCGAAGGGAAGAGUCUCCGUCCACGUGUAAGAACAUAUCGGUCACGAUGGACAACUCUCUGAGUCCCGCUCAUUCACUUAUUCAGAUCCAGUGUGGUGACCACAAGGGAAUCCUCUACGACAUCAUGAGGACUCUCAAGGAUUACAACAUACAGAUAUCUUACGGACGAUUCUAUACCAGUCAAAAUGGGAACUGCGAGAUAGACUUGUUCGCAGUGCAAGUAGAUGGUAAGAAAAUCGUCGACCCGAACAAGCAACAGGCGCUGUGCUCUCGCUUGAGAAUGGAGCUGUUCCGGCCACUCCGCGUGACCAUCGUGAGCCGAGGGCCCGACAUGGAGCUUAUAGUGGCAAACCCGGUCGAAUUAUCCGGCAAGGGCCGUCCCCUAGUUUUCUACGACAUCACUCUCGCCCUCAAAAUACUUCGCAUUCCGAUCUUCUUGGCCGAGAUUGGGAGGCAUGUUGUGGGUGAUAGGGAGUGGGAAGUGUACCGAAUUCACCUCGGCGAGGAUCACGAGCUCUCCGUGUCGCCGAGCAAGAUAGUCCAGGAAGUAACAAAGAUGUUAAUGGGCUGGGAAUGAUUUCUUCUGUCACUGUAUGGAGAGAGCUCUUCUGAUGUAUUUCCUGUGCAGUUUAAUCCACACUGUAAAAAUUUUCCUGCCACCCAUAUCCUACAGAGAAAAAGUUGGGCUAACUUGGUUUUACUUACUGCUUCUUGUAUAGGUCCUUUGGCAAAUGCUUGUUAAGUUUACCUUGGGUCCUAGAUAAAUGAAGAUGAAGAGGAGAGAGAGAGAGUGUUUGUAGACAAUGUAGCAUUGUACAUUGUAGCAUGUACAUUUAGUGCUCUAUUUGAUAGCAACCAAUCCAUCUGCAUACUAUAUUUGAACUCUUCUUUUAA
Molecule: messenger RNA, 1888 nt
Organism: Ananas comosus (pineapple)
Lineage: Eukaryota; Viridiplantae; Streptophyta; Magnoliopsida; Poales; Bromeliaceae
Product: ACT domain-containing protein ACR10
Exons: 6
Coding region: 306-1571 (421 amino acids)
Source: RefSeq, a predicted model, not a curated record